Molecule: messenger RNA, 2515 nt
Organism: Dichomitus squalens LYAD-421 SS1
Lineage: Eukaryota; Fungi; Basidiomycota; Agaricomycetes; Polyporales; Polyporaceae
Exons: 4
Coding region: 155-1498 (447 amino acids)
Biological process (GO): transsulfuration
Cellular component (GO): cytoplasm
Molecular function (GO): pyridoxal phosphate binding; cystathionine gamma-lyase activity
Source: RefSeq, a predicted model, not a curated record
CAUAUAAAUCCUCCAGGCUGAGGUCUUUCUCUGUUCACCAUCUUCAUCGCUAGCUCUUGCUGUUUUCUUCGUGCUGCUCACGCUGUGCAUCUGCUGAACAUUCUCAACUUGUGUUUUGAUACCUCGCAUCUCGCUCUAGCGCUCUACUUGCACCAUGUCCCCAGCCAUCUUGAACGGAGAGCACGCCGCACCCAACGGCCAGUCGAACACAAACGGCAUUCAUGCCAUCAAGGAGCACGCCUCGCUCGACGGUUUUGGCACGCGCGCCAUCCACGUCGGCUCGGAGCCCGACCCAUCGACGAGCGCGGUCAUCCCCGCCAUCUCCCUGAGCACGACGUACAAGCAGCACGGAGUAGGGAACCACAAGGGUUUCGAGUACUCGCGCUCCGGCAACCCGAACCGGAACGCGCUCGAGGCGACGCUCGCCGCGAUAGAGUCCGGAGGCGCGUACGCGCUCGCCUUUGCCUCCGGCUCGUCGACGACCGCGACCGUCCUCCAGGCGCUCGGCCCUGACGCGCACGUCGUCAGCGUGAACGACGUCUACGGUGGGACCUUCCGCUACAUGACGCGCGUCGCCUCGGAGAAUCAGGGCUUGCAGACCACGUUUGUGGACCUCGAGAACGCGAGCGAUAGCGAGGUUCUCGCGUCCUUCCGUCCAAAUACCAAACUCAUCUGGAUCGAAACCCCGACGAACCCCACGCUCCGUCUCGUCGACAUCGCGCGCAUCGCUUCUCUAGCGCACUCCGCGCCCUCGAAGCCCCUCGUCCUCGUGGACAACACCUUCCUCUCCCCCUUCUACCAGUCCCCGCUCGUCCUCGGCGCCGACAUCGUCGUGCACUCUCUGACGAAGUACGUCAACGGCCACUCGGACGUCGUCAUGGGCGCCCUCAUCCUCCCCGCGCACCACGCCGCGCUCGCGGAGAAGCUCCGUUUCCUCCAAAACGCCGUCGGCUCCGUGCCGAGCGCGUACGACUGCUGGCUCGCGCAGCGCGGCGUCAAGACGCUCCACCUGCGCAUGAAGGCGCACGGAGCCAACGCGCUCGCCGUCGCGCGCGCGCUCCAGAAGUCGCCGCACGUCGAGGAGGUCAUCUACCCCGGGCUCGCGAGCCACCCGCGCAAUGACCUCGCGUACCGCUCGCUCUCGUCGCAUGCGCGCGCGUACGUAGACCGGUUCCUGAAGGAUCACGGGGAUGCCGCGGGCGGGUUCCCAUAUGGGGGCAUGAUCUCGUUCCGCAUCCGCGGCGGGGCCGCUGAGGCGGAGAAGUUCUUGACCUCUACGCGGCUGUUCACACUCGCGGAGAGCUUGGGUGGCGUGGAGAGCUUGGCGGAACUCCCUGCGCAGAUGACGCACGGGUCUAUUCCGCCUGCCGAGCGUGCGCUGCUGGGCAUCGGGGAUAACCUCAUCAGGCUGUCUGUUGGCGUGGAGGAGGAAGAGGAUCUCGUGGCUGACGUAGAGCAGGCCUUGGAAGCGGCUGCUUCGCUCUCCAAGGACUUGUGAGCGGACGUGUCCUGUCGGAGGAGCUCAGAUAUUUAUUGUUGUACGACGAGAUCUUGAGGUCCAUGACUGUUGUGUUUUACCAAGCAUUUAUCUAGACGCAUAUUUAUAAGUAGAUAUACAGCCUCGGUACAGUAAUGCACGCAUGAGUUUCUUGGGCACCGGUGUCAUACAUCCAUGGUCAGAUCUCUGCGCAGCAUCCGCUGCCCGUCUUCCGAAGCAUCACACCUUCAUCGCAACUCCAACGAUAUGAUCCGCCAUUCUCCAACCAUGCUCAUCCGCGCCGACAUCCAAACAUUUCUGCACCCACGCCUCAAACUCCUCUCCCUCCAACUCGUUCACCAACUUGUCCAGACCUCCAGCCAACAGACCCUCCGUCCCGACCAUCUCCACGUCCUCCACACCUGUCGCCUCUCUUCAAACUCCGGGCAUGUUGUCCGGCAGCUCAUGAUGCAACACCUCCCCACCCGGCGCGAGCUUUACAUAGACCCCGUCCUGCGCAUGUCGAGCAUAGAACUCCGGCUUGCGCGCGAGCCGUGCGGGCUCCUCCAGCGCGAGGCCGCGGUAGCGCGCGUACCGGCUGACCCACGCGCAGAAGAGCACGCCUCCGUCCGGGCGGACGAAGUCCCACGCGUCGCGGAGCGCGGAGGUCUGCGGCCAUGAUGUGGUAGAGGGGGCCGAGGAGGAGGACGGCGUCGAAUGUGCCGCAUUCGUCUGCGAGAUCGGGGUGGUUUGCGAGGCGCGUCGCGUCACCUUGGAGGGGCGGGCGCGUCGGGGGAAGAUGCGGCGCGUGCUUGGGCUAGGGCGAGGAGGCCUGAGGAGACGUCGACGAGCGUGACUUCGUGGCCAAGUUCCGCGAGCGCGAAAGACUAUGGGCCUAGAGUGCAGAGCAGUCAGAACGCUGACUGUGCGGGUGUUCGAGUCAAUAGUGAAUUAUCUGCUUGGGCGUAUGCUAGCGACAGGUUUGUCGUCCGCAUUCAAGCAGGAUCGCCACAAUUGCGCGCAUGUACCUACAGAAGG